Penicillium chermesinum is the source of this 273-nucleotide messenger RNA. RefSeq lists its product as uncharacterized. The record is from RefSeq and is a predicted model, not a curated record. NCBI's taxonomy places the organism in Eukaryota, Fungi, Ascomycota, Eurotiomycetes, Eurotiales, Aspergillaceae. Bases 1 to 273 code for a protein of 90 amino acids. The transcript has a single exon.
AUGGUCGUUGUACAAAACUUGACCUCCGAGUCAUCGCGACCCUUGGUGAUGCUCUCCGGUGAAAUGAUCUCGUGGGAUCCGCAAUAUUGCCCCUCCCGCUGUCCCCGCGCCUACAACCCUACUCUAUUUCUCACACCCACUAACGCGGGUCAUCGCGGGAAACUGAAAUCGCCCUUUGGCCCUUUGACGUCAUCUCGUACCCGAUACUUGGCCAGAGCGUAUCCGGGACUCCGUACAAUGUCCAGCCAAGGCCCUGGCAACUGGCUAACCUAG